UCUGUAGUAGUUGUAAUCACUGAUCUGUGGAGUAGGCUCAAGCGGCAAACAAAUAGUAUAUGAAAACAAAAUAAUUAAAACUCGUCUUAUUAGAGUAAUACUAGUUACUUUUUUUAGAAACAUAUUUUUAAUCAAUUUAAAUUAAUUAUAUAAUAUUAGAGUUGCAGUCUGCAAGAAUUUAAAAUGGCUGAAACAGAAGAAAAAGUUAUCAUGACACCAAAAAGUAAAACCCCAACAUCUACGAUAUUGGUGAUUGAAAGAAAAGCGGUUACCAUACCUGAACCAAGUGAUAAAAUUCAUGUUGCUGGUGGUGAUCACACUGGAAUAAUUAUAAACAAAGAAAAGGUUUAUGAAAAUGGGUUAUCAGAGCCCUGUCAUGCACAGUUAGAAUUUUGUGUAUAUUUGGUUUCUGCUGCUAAUGGUACCCACACAAGAGAAGCAAGAGCUUUACGGUUUUGGUUUAAACCUGAUGUGUCCUUACAUGAAUGUCCACAUGAGGCUCAAGCGUUCUUUAGGGAGCUUGUAAGUCCACAGGAUUUUCCUAAAGAUUAUGUUGGUUUUAUAAAGAAGAUAAUUAAGUUAAUGCAGAACAAACAUCAUCUUUUGAAAGUAUUGGAGGUGGAGUUAAGACAGGAGGGAACAGGUCCACCGCCACCAGAGGCAAAUGGUGUGAUACAGCGUAAGGAUAUAAUAUACAAGUAUUGUAAUGGUACUUUUAUUGAUGACAGUAUAGCCAAUCAAACUCAAUUUUCGGAACAAAAGGUAUUGGAUAUGAUUGAAAAUGCAUACCCAAAUCCGUUGACUGUAGAAGAUUUUGUCACAGCUGGUCCAUGGUCCAAAGCGGAGGUUAAAGAUGCAUUGGAGUCUUUGGAAGAGAAGGGUCUCACUAGACCAAUAUCAGAUGGUUUAUACAUACGGCAGCACAGUGUUGAUACACAGGUAGUGAAACAAAUGCCAACAUUGUGUUCAUCUCGCCAACCAACCAUUGCUGUAGUGACUGCCUUGUACUGCGAGAAGCAGGCUGUUGACGCCAUGAUGGAUAAUCAAGAGACAUAUGUGCGAUUCACAACAGUUGGAGAGUCAAACGUGUAUACCUUGGGUACUAUUGGCGCUCAUCGCGUGGUAACCACCAAAUUGCCAUCCGUGGGACGGACCAGGGAAGCUAUGACUGCUGCUGGAAAUACUACUACCAGAUUGCUUGGAAUAUUCCAAAAGGUGGAGUACGUAUUCUUGGUUGGCGUUGGUGGUGGCGUACCUCACUAUACGGAUUAUAAGAAACACGUGCGCCUUGGUGACGUUGUUGUUUCCACUCCUGCGCAGGAUUUGCGGGAUAAAAAUGUAUAUGUAUACUGUGAGAAAGCAGAGCGUAACGAGAAAGGCGGGUGGGACUACGAAGUAAAGCCAUACAAACCAGUGAAUUUCCUCUUGCAAGAACUAGCUCAGAGAAUUGCUCAUUCGAAUGGCCUUUGGACUACAUAUGUACAAGAAGGUCUAGAGCGUCUUAAGGGCAUGCCAGGCCGCUGGGAGGUGCCAGAGCAAGGCACAGAUCGCCUCUGCGUUGAUGUAGGAGAUGGAGCAUUUAUAGAAGUGUCGCAUCCUGCACCAGCCGGUGAAAAAACCCGCGAAUCCCGCGUGCAUUGUGCGCCAGUAGCGGGCGGACGUGCGGUGUCAUGCGGGGGUGAAGUAAGGGCCGCGUUCGCUAACCACGCGCGCGCUUUGGCCUAUGAUUGCGAACUCGACGCCGUGUUGGACAGCGUCGUUGGCAAUCGGAAGGAUUGCUUUAUAUCUAUUAGAGGUAUAUCUGACUAUCGUGAUGGCACCCGUGGAAAAGAAUGGCAGCCCCAUGCUGCUCUUACGGCUGCCGCUGUCAUGAAAACUAUAAUCGCUGCCAUGGAACCACCCACAGAUUAAAAAUGUUAUGACCAUAGACCAUAAGAGAGUAUGACAUCACAUUUUAUGGCUAUUUACCCUGUGAUUUAAAACUCACUAUGAUAUUCGUAUAAUUACGAAAACGUUUGUUGUAAUCAAUUGCAUGAUAUAGUUUUUUACCAAAGUACAAUGUUGUCAAAAUUAUCUGGUGCUAUAAACCAAAAACAGCUUUUUUAACAAUUACCCUCAAAUAACAAGUGAUGGUUCUUGUCAAAUUAUUACCAGUUUAUUGCCUGAUCCAGACAAGGUUACAAGUCAACUUGCCUUAUUUUACUUAUUAGUUAAAAUGUUCUAGAUAUUUAGACCCUAAUCAUGUUAUUCCCAUUUCAUAUUUAUAAUGUUGUAAACAUUAAUUUAUCAAGUGUCCUUAGAUAUGUAUAAUUUUUGUAUAUUAGGGCUCAAAUUAAGAUCUUCCUUAUAAGGCCUUAUUUAUAUUGCAUUUUGUGUGCAUUCCUCAAAGGACUGUUUUAAGAUUUAUGCUUCUGCUUAAUUAGGAAUUUUUAAAGUUUUUAGAAUUCUAAAGUAGAAAUAAUGUUUACUCACUGCCAACAGGCCUAUUUAUUAUAAUAAUCUUAAUAUUGUUGACCAAUUUUUUGUGAGAUAUAUUCUAAAACCAAAGUAGAGUUUGGCUGUUUUAACAGGUCUAGUCACCUGAAAAUAUUUUUAUUUACACCUAUUUAUAAUCUGACAUGUUGAAUCCAUAUUUUAUAAUGUUUCAUGUAGUUUUUUAAUAUUUAUACAUUGUCAUGUUUAUUAGAAUUUUACAUUAGAAUUAGCUUUAUGCCACUUAUUGUUAGAAUGACGUUAUGUUUAAUGCACAUUUAGGUUAUGCAACAUGAUUUGAGAUUAUUGUGUAUAUUUUGAUUUAUAACUAUCAUGAAUGUUUUUUAAUGAUGCACAAAAUUCAAUAAAAUGUUGAACAAUUUACCUUUAAU
Messenger RNA from Pieris rapae (cabbage white), 2864 nucleotides. RefSeq lists its product as uncharacterized. NCBI's taxonomy places the organism in Eukaryota, Metazoa, Arthropoda, Insecta, Lepidoptera, Pieridae. Bases 184 to 1911 code for a protein of 575 amino acids. Gene Ontology annotation, biological process: nucleoside metabolic process. The transcript is spliced from 14 exons. The record is from RefSeq and is a predicted model, not a curated record. Gene Ontology annotation, molecular function: catalytic activity.